Phlebotomus papatasi is the source of this 2676-nucleotide messenger RNA. RefSeq names its product zinc finger protein 34-like. Gene Ontology annotation, molecular function: RNA polymerase II cis-regulatory region sequence-specific DNA binding; DNA-binding transcription factor activity. The transcript has 5 exons. Lineage: Eukaryota; Metazoa; Arthropoda; Insecta; Diptera; Psychodidae. Gene Ontology annotation, biological process: regulation of transcription by RNA polymerase II. Bases 135 to 2441 code for a protein of 768 amino acids. The record is from RefSeq and is a predicted model, not a curated record.
AUUCCAGACACCAGAGGCGCAGCAAACGCCUGAGAAAUUUUUCUGCCAUCACAAACAAAAACUUACUGGGUUGAGAAAAGUGAGAAAAACUCUGUGAAAAUCGUGGUAUUCCUGGGAUUUUCGUAGAUAGGAAGAUGCCCAGGAAGAAGUAUAAUCCAGUGGUUAAUCUUGCUAAAGGGGAAGAUGACUAUGAGAAGCAGAAAACGAAAGGUGCAUCUGGUGGGGAGACAGAUGAUGAUAAGGACGAACCACUGUGGAUGCAGACCCGAAACCGGAAGCAAUAUAGACAGUUUUCUAGUGAUGAGGAUAAGCCCCUGGUUGAGAGAAAAAGCACGAGGGGUAAUAGAAAAGCCAAGUAUUCCAUGAAGAAAUUGAUGGGAGAUGAUCAGGAGGAUAUUCCGGAACCCAUCAUUCCGGAGGAAAAGGUUGAGAAACGGGAAGAAUCCUCAUCAUCAGAUGAUGAGUUUGAGCUGGUUAAUAUCGAUGAAAUAAUUGUUCGGGAUCCACCAGCUGACACCGAAGCUGAAGGGAUUCCCGAUUCCUGCACCGUUAGGGAUAGGCAUGGUAAGAAGGAGUACAAGUGUAGUAAAUGUCCCAAGGUCUACUUGCGACCCAGCAAACUCAGGAAGCACUACCGGAAGCAUACUGGCGAGACCAGGGCAAAAUGGUACAAUUGUUCAAUCUGUUCCAAGCAAUUCUCCACAGCCCUAAAGCUGGACAAACACGUUAUCCGUCGGCAUAAAGAGGAAAAUAACAGUGCUGGAACGUCCAGAGAUGGGCCAGUCAAUCCUUUGGAAGUUCUCAUUAAGGAGGAACCACCCUUCUACACGGACGAUCCUGACAUGGAGAUCAAGCAAGAAUUGGAUGAUGGCUACGAGGCCUAUCUCCAGCCCAAAACCGAACUCAUCGAAUACACUCCACCUCGACCAGAUUCCUCUCAAUCCUCAGAUUACUACCCCGACAACAAUCCAGACAUGCCAGAUUCUCCUGAACCUGAUGUCUUGGAUGUCAGUCAGCCCACUGAAGAGUCUCCGGAAGUUCCGGAGAAGUCUUCGGUGGCAGAAGAAAACAACGAAAAGAAGACGAAGAAAAGGACGACGAAGAAGACGAAGGAAAAGGAAGAAGAUGAAGAAGAGGGUGAACCGAAGAAGAAGAGAACAAGAAAGACACCGGCAAAACCAAAAGAACCCAGAAAGCCAAGACAGCGUAAGCCACCAAAACCGCCCAAGGAGAAGAAGAAGAAGCUCUCCCGGAUGGAAUUGUGGCGUCUUCGGCCUCACAAAUGUCCCUUCUGUAUUCGUCGGUAUGCGGCCAAGGAGAACUUGGAAGCCCAUCUGGAGUUCCAUACGCGGAAGGAGAAGCACUUUCCCUGUGAUAAGUGCGAGAUGUCCUUUGAUACCUUUGGCGCUCUACGCUUUCACAUUGGGAAGGUUCAUGUGGACAGGAAUUGCAAAGUUUGCGGAGAAUUGAUGGCCACUCUAACUGACCAGUUGCGUCAUAAGACAAUGCAUCUGGAUAAGGAAAUCUAUAAGUACGAAUGCGAUAUAUGCCACAAGCGCUUUGCUCGUAUCACAUCCCUGAAACUGCACAAGAAUAAAAUUCAUUCUGGUGGACCUCUUAAGUGUCUCUCGUGUCCGCUAAGUUUCACGAAGCCUGUCUACCUUCUCGGACAUGCCCUUGAAAAGCAUAAUGACGAUAAGCCAUUUGGCUGUAGCAUCUGCAAAUACCGAAGCAAUCGACAGUACCAUGUCGACAUCCACUUUAGAUCGCAUUCGCUCGACUUGCAGUUGCAUUGCGAUAUUUGUGGGCGGUUCUUUACCAAUAUGAGUAAUUUCAAUACGCAUAAGAAGCAACAUGAGGAAAAUCCGGCUGACGUAGAUUACAGGACGUGCAAAGAGUGUGGGAAGGUCUUUGCCAGAAGGACGUAUCUCAAUAAGCACAUGAGAAUCCAUACGGGAGAGUUACCGUUUCAGUGUGCAGACUGCGAGAAAAGAUUCACGACCAAGGGGCAAUUGAAGGCCCACAUGGUGAGUCAUUCCAAUAUUAGGCCGUAUCAAUGUGAAAUUUGCGCCAAGACAUUCCCUCGGUCUGGAACGCUGAAGAUUCAUAUGCGUUUCCACACGAAUGAACGCCCAUAUCAGUGCAGGGUGUGUUCCAAAGCUUUUCAUUCGGCCACCCUGAGGACAACCCAUGAAAAGACCCAUUCUGGAGAGACCAGAAAGUACACGUGCAACUACUGCAAUAGGAUCUAUGUGAGUCAUAGGUGCUUCAAGGCUCACAUUAAGAUGCAUCAGAGCAAUGCUGUUACCUUCCCUUGUCCCACUUGUGGGAUUUGCUUCAUAAAGAUGACUCGACUCAAUAAGCACAUUUUGACACAUGUAAAGGAAAUUCAGGAAAUGCAGGAAGUACCGGAAGAACAUAGCCCAAUAGUUGUUCAAUAAAUUUGUACUGUCGCAAGAGCUGAAUUGACUCUGAGGUUGAUGGAUAUGUGGCUUUUUUAGGCCAAGAUACUGUGGAUCGUUGCAUUUUCACUUAGGCGUAUACUUCACUUGAGUUCCAGUGCAAGUGAAAUUUGAUAGAUCGCAGAAAGUGAACUUGAUAAUUUCACAAAACGGGACAUCCAUGUCAUUCUAAUGUUAUAUUUUAGUAGUCGUAAUAAAAUUUGUGUAAAUAUUA